AUGCUGGAGGAGUGUGUCGGUGAGGGUGGUUUUGUUGUGCUGAAUCGCGACACUGGGCAGCUGCAUAGCACCCUCCUACCACCCACCCACCCACCAACCCACCAACUCACCAACCCACGCGACGCUAAUGACCUGGUCAGUUUUAUCGCCCUCUGCUCACGUCUUCACGACCAUAUGCCCUGCAGCCCCCAGUCCGACUGGUCCACGCUUACACCUACCCAGACGGCAGUGCACACCACAGCCACAAGUACCGCCUUCCACUGCUCGAGUGCACAGUGUGGACGCCGGAUGUGCGAACUUUCACCACAACGCACCGACUCACAGGUCAUCGUUGACGGUAGUGCAAGCCGUGGAGUGGGUAUUGUCGGUCAGUCAGUCAGUCAGUCGUAUCGCUAA
Messenger RNA from Mesocestoides corti, 396 nucleotides. NCBI's taxonomy places the organism in Eukaryota, Metazoa, Platyhelminthes, Cestoda, Cyclophyllidea, Mesocestoididae. The record is from the annotation of a GenBank genome assembly.